Molecule: messenger RNA, 1089 nt
Organism: Alternaria arbusti
Lineage: Eukaryota; Fungi; Ascomycota; Dothideomycetes; Pleosporales; Pleosporaceae
Exons: 2
Coding region: 1-1089 (362 amino acids)
Source: RefSeq, a predicted model, not a curated record
AUGCUCAAUGGAGCGCCUUUGCGCAACCAUCUAGAGUUUAACGAGGACACACUUUUGGCAGUCGAGGAUUGCCGUCCCUUUGAUGCAGCAACAAGUGUCUCUACACCUGCAAAUGAAUCCACACCGGCUUUGAAGUGGCGCGGACUGCCUCUCAAGAACCCUCGGCUCCAGACUGGAUGGUCACAACCUUUUCUCCCAGGAAAUGUUCGAGGUCAAGACAUAUCAGACGUUUCGCUGCCCAAUGUGAGUCGGUAUCCGUCUUUCUUACAAGAAGAUACAACGCACUUGGAUACAUCUAUCGCCUUUGAGGAUACGUCACUCGCCACACCUGGCUAUCUUGAGCAUUCGCUCGUCUUCCACGACACGCUACUGUCGUCUCAGGUCCUGCCAGACGGUAUAACAGAUAAGAGCGUCAGCUCCUCAUCCUUCUUGACUACUUCUUUCGGAACUACUCUAUCGGACUUUGACAGCCCAAGCAAAGUCGAUGAGCAUACACUACUCGUCAAAGUCGCGCCCAAGAUGAGUAUCACGCCUCUUGGAUUGUUACCUAACGCACAGCGUCUACGAGCGAUCUACCCGCAAACUCCAACACCAAACUUCUUAUGCGUUGUGACAGCGACUCCGGAACAAAAAGAAGUCUUCGUUCGGAAGGGCGGAUACAAGAUGAAUCUAUGGGAGAUCAUCGUUGCGGAUGAUACGCGCUCAGACUUCAAGGUCACGUUCUGGCUGCGUCCACCCCGAGAGUCAAACAACGAACAAAACCACGUUCAAACCCAACUACUGCAGACACUAGAGAGCAUCAAAGUUGGCGACAUUCUGCUUCUGAGGAACAUUGCGUUGACAUCGUUCGGUGACACCGUCUUUGGCCAAUCUCUGAACCCGGCCAUCACACGGGCUCGAACGACUAUUGAUGUCUUGACGAGAAGCAACGGUGUAUCAGCUGCCCAACUGGGUGGGCUCCCGGUGCCAGUAAUCGAAGUUUUCAAGAGAGUCAAAAGCCAGGCGAAACAACUCGAGGACACGAAACGCACUCUCACAGCGCGUGAUAUCGAUGACUCCAUGCCUCCCGACACUAUGGAAAGUGUAUGA